Molecule: messenger RNA, 816 nt
Organism: Trichomonas vaginalis G3
Lineage: Eukaryota; Parabasalia; Trichomonadida; Trichomonadidae
Product: barbed-end actin filament capping
Exons: 1
Coding region: 1-816 (271 amino acids)
Biological process (GO): barbed-end actin filament capping; actin cytoskeleton organization; cell morphogenesis
Cellular component (GO): cytoplasm; F-actin capping protein complex
Molecular function (GO): actin filament binding
Source: RefSeq, a predicted model, not a curated record
AUGUCGUACGAUUCUCCAGUCACUGCCGGCCUCGAUCUUUUACGCCAUAUUCCACCAAAAGAUGUCGAAGAGCGUAUGUUUGAUAUCUUCGAACUCAACCCAGAUUUAACUGAUGAAAUGAUUUCUGCUGUUGAUAUUCCACUCAAAAUCCAACAGGAUAACGAUACCCAGCAAAAUUUCGUAAAAUGUGAUUACAACCGCGAUGGUGAUUCAUACAGAUCUCCUUUCACAAACAAGUAUUACCCACCACUUUCAGAUGGUCAGACACCAUCACCAAAGCUCCGCAAACUUGAAGAACUUGCCAACAAAGCAUUUGGUUCCUACCUUAAUUUGUUCUUCAGGUACGGUACACUCUCAGUUUAUUGCUGGGAUCUUGAUGAUAAUUCUUUCGGACUUGGCGUUUUCGUACGCAAAGAUGCCAACGAAAGCCAGGAAGAUUUUAUUGGAAACAUUUCUUGCUCAGAUGUUUUCACAAUCACUGAAGAAUCCUCUGGUCAGUAUACAUACGAAAUGGUCUCAUCCAUUAUGCUUGAGAUCAAAGUUCAAGGUGCCAACGGAAAACCUGUAAUUCUUUCCGGUGGUUGCACAGAUAGUAAGGUUAAAACACUUCCAGCAAAGGGUGACAUUGAAAUGCUUGUCAAUGUUGGCACAAUGAUCGAAGAUAACGCUGCCAACUUCAUGGAGUACGUUAAGCAGAUUUACGUUUCAAAGAUGACCGAAAUCUUGUCUUACACUAAGGGAAUUGCUAUUGGUGGUGGUGGCAAUUCUCCACAAGACCAAUUAGCCGCUGCUAUGAAAGCUCGUCUUGGCAAAUAA